Molecule: messenger RNA, 2136 nt
Organism: Saccostrea cuccullata (small rock oyster)
Lineage: Eukaryota; Metazoa; Mollusca; Bivalvia; Ostreida; Ostreidae
Product: heat shock factor protein-like
Exons: 14
Coding region: 69-1607 (512 amino acids)
Biological process (GO): regulation of DNA-templated transcription
Molecular function (GO): sequence-specific DNA binding; DNA-binding transcription factor activity
Source: RefSeq, a predicted model, not a curated record
UUCCGGCGGCCAUAAUAUCAAAAAUAGAAAGCGGUGGUGAUCAUCAUUGGAUUUACUACGCUAUAAAGAUGGGUUCCAAUCCCGUUCCAGCUUUUUUGACAAAGCUUUGGACACUUGUUGAAAACCCUACAUGUGACGAUCUUAUUUGUUGGGACGCAUCUGGAAAAAGCUUCCAUGUAUUUGACCAAGGAAGAUUUGCAAAGGAGAUCCUUCCUCUUUAUUUCAAGCACAGCAACAUUGCCAGUUUUAUACGGCAAUUGAAUAUGUAUGGCUUCAGAAAAGUGACCAACAUAGAGCAAGGCCUAAAGUCGGAGAAGGACGACCUAGAAUUUCAUCAUCCCUAUUUUCAGAGAGGCCAGGAACACUUGUUAGAGCACAUCAAAAGAAAAAUCACACAUCAUCUACCAUCUCAUCCAACAAUCCGUGUGGAUCCAGUGGUGUCAGUUUCACACAAUGUACAGCCUGAAGAUCUGGAUAGAAUGGUGGCAGAGGUCAACCAGGUCAAAGGCAAACAGGAUCUGAUGAACUCCAAACUGGACACCAUGAAGAGAGAAAAUGAAGUACUGUGGAGAGAAGUUGCCUCAUUGAGGCAAAAACACAUGAAGCAGACACAGAUCAUAAACAAACUGAUCCAGUUCCUGGUCCAUUUUGUUGGAGCCAAUCGUGUGACGGGAGGAAAUAAACGUAAACUGCCCCUGAUGAUCAGUAACACGGAGAGUCCGAAGGUGCCGAAAUACAGCGAGAAAAUCCUCCCCCUGUCCCCGGCCGCCUACUCAGUACAAACUCCUGAGUCUUACAGUAACUUGAGUAACAGUAAAGGUCCUAUCAUACAUGACAUCACAGACCUACAGGAGGCUCCCCCACAACAGACUGCGGCCAACAUAAAGAAGGAGCAGCAUCCAUACAUAGACAUUGGCCAUCUGGCCCUUCCUUCUGACCUUGUGUCCUCACCGACUACAGCAGAUCACACUCAUGAGAAGGAGGAUAUGAAUCUGUUUAAUGGAGAUUUGUUAUCUGAAGCCGCAUCAGAAAUUAUGCCCAAAGUGAUCUCCAUAUCGGACCUGGGGAAGAUAGAUCACAUGCAACACAUGCACCACAUCCCCAUGACGUCAGAAUCAAAAGGCUCGCCAGCAGGCUCUGUGUCUUCAGUAGGGAGUGGUGGCACAUUGUCAAAGCCAUUCACCAGGCAGAAGUCAGAGAUGUCGGAUCAUGUGGACUCUGUGAGCUCGGAUCUGGAAGGACUGAAGGACUUUCUGGCAGGAUCCAACUAUUUUGAUCAAAAUUUGUUACAAGGGCUGUUUGAUUCAGACCAGGAACACUUUCAUAUGGGAAAUGCACUCUUCAAUGCAGAUGGAAGCAUUAAUACAGCAGCUGGUGAUUCGAUCUUAGCAGGAUUGGACACAAUGAGGCCAGACGAAGGAUCAAAUUCAGGGCCUCUAGUUCACUACAAGCCUGGAGACGAGGAGAUCCCUGACCUUUUUGACCUUGCUGAAAUGUCCAAGGAGGAUCACGAAGCAGAGACUUCCAAGGAAUCCAUGGAUCAAAUCAAAUCAGAGGCCCUGGAUACCCCCCUCCCCAUCCAGAUAUCCGCGGAUGACCUGGAUUAAGUACACAAGCACUUACUCUUAUGUACAUAUUGUAUAUUUCUUUGAUCGUGAGUAUUUGAUGUGCCAUUUUAUUUAGUGCAUUUGUUUUUCAUUGUUUGUUACAGAAUGUGAGUUGUUUCCUUAUUCUGCAAAACAUUGUGGUUGUGGAUUGUUAAAUGUUUGUGAGUGUGAGCGAGAGAAGGAACUUAAUCCAUUUAUUCAAUAAUUGUUAAAAAGAGUUAUGCCUCUUUGCAUGCAAAUAUUUUUAUACCAUUAACAUUAAACAUGGGGCAUUAUAGGGAAAUGGUGAGUUAGAGAAUUCUAGAAGUAAAGUUUUUUUUAAGAUUUGUAAAUAAUCAUCCAGGUCACAAGGUGGCAUAUGUAAAGAUUUUCAACCUGCACUUCUCUUUGAAGAAUUUCAUAAAAAAAAUCAUUUCAUUUGAUAUUUUGAGGUAGAUAUAAAUGUGGUUCACUCUGGAUAGAUACUGUAUUUGCAUUCAGUUUCAGAACUAAAAAAAAAUUUUUCAUUUGGAAUUCUUCAAUAAUUAUA